Messenger RNA from Lolium rigidum, 1029 nucleotides. RefSeq lists its product as uncharacterized. The transcript has 2 exons. The record is from RefSeq and is a predicted model, not a curated record. NCBI's taxonomy places the organism in Eukaryota, Viridiplantae, Streptophyta, Magnoliopsida, Poales, Poaceae. The coding region runs from base 412 to 1029 and encodes 205 amino acids.
AUGCUGCAUCGUAUUUUCUGUGAACAAGCUGGCAUUCAAUGCCUGCGUAUGGUCAGAUCAAAUGAGUAGUUUCAGUCUUGUGAUACUUAGGACCAAAUGGUGUUCAUGUUAUUGUAAUCCACACCACAUGCAGUGUGCAAUAGUCGUUGAUAGGUGUUGCUUCUGAUGGUAGCAGCCAGAGUGUGCCACUAGUUCAUUACAGCUUGUGUUGGUUCAGUCCAAAAACGAUACAUGUAGAUUUAGACAGGCUUGUAUAACAUCUGGACAUCAAUCAACACCUGGUUUCUUGUCAGUACUGUAGAUUAGAUCAGUACGUGUAAUCUUCCAAUAAAUUGAGCAUGCUCUAAACUGUCUUUAUUCUUGCUGCUUCAGGCCACGCUUUGAGGACAGCAUGAAGGACGAAGCGAUCAAAUGAUCAGAGAAUUGCCUUGCAAAUUUGACAAGGAGCAGAAGCAGCAGAAGGUGUCGAGGAGUCUGCGUUUGCAGACCUCGCAGGUGUUUGUGACGCCCUUGUCGGGCCUUGGCUGCUGCCGCUCGUUCAGGAACACCACAGACGUACGUCUGGAUGGCGUGGUGGUCGGCGAGGCAGAGCAGCCAGCGAGGGAGCUGCUUGAUGCAGGGGACGGCCGGUGGAGGAGCUUGCCGAGGACGGUCGGCGGGGGAGCACGCCUUUGCUCCCUGGAGUCCCCACCUCCUCUGCUGCUGGAGCUGUCGCGGACGGCCGGAGGGGAUGUGGGCUCACCGUCGACAGAGGACCUUGCCGGGGACGGACGGCGGGGGAGCUUGCCGGGGAUGGCCGGCGGGGGAGCUUGCCGGGGACGGCCGGCGGGGGAGCACGCCUAUGCUCCCUUGAAGCCCCGCCUCCUCUGCUCCUGGAGCGGUCGCGGACGGCCGGAGGGUGUGCGGGCUCACCAGCAGGGGUCGCGGACGGACGGCGGGGGUGCGGUCGGCGGUGGUCGCGGACGGCCGGCGGGGACGGAGCUCCGGCGCGGUACGUGGACGUGGAGACGGGAGAUGGAUUUGAUUUGA